This is a messenger RNA of Etheostoma spectabile (orangethroat darter), 1365 nucleotides long. RefSeq names its product transmembrane 4 L six family member 21a (gene tm4sf21a). Bases 120 to 692 code for a protein of 190 amino acids. Lineage: Eukaryota; Metazoa; Chordata; Actinopteri; Perciformes; Percidae. Gene Ontology annotation, cellular component: membrane. The transcript has 5 exons. The record is from RefSeq and is a predicted model, not a curated record.
UCCCAGCGCAAAUACAUUUUCUCUUUGAGUCAGUUCCAGGAGCAACUGAUUAAACAGGAAAGACUCAACCUCAAACUUAUCGGGUUACACAGCAGUUAGUUAGUUUUCACUCUGACAACAUGUGUACUGGAAAAUGUUCCCGUUGUAUUGCUGUUACUCUGUACCCAUUAGCUCUUAUAUCGAUCAUCUGUAACAUUGUAUUGUUCUUCCCUGGUGGGGACGUAAAGUAUGCCAAAGAUGGACACAUCACUGAGGAGGUGAAAUACAUGGGGGGACUCAUUGGAGGGGGUGUAAUGGUGUUGAUCCCAGCACUUUACAUCCACUUGACAGGAAAAGAGGGGUGCUGUGGAAAUCGCUGUGGGAUGUUCUUAUCGAUUGCAUUUGCUGCAUUGGGUGUGGCUGGUGCCCUGUACAGUUUAAUUGUGGCAGUGCUCGGUUUGCAGAAUGGGCCUCUCUGCAAAGUUCUUCUGAUUUGGUUAACACCUUUUAAAAACAGGGACCCGAGCUACCUGACUGAUGACAGUUGGUGGGGAACAUGCACAGAGCCUAAGAACAUUGUGCAGUUCAACAUUGGACUGUUUGCGACUCUGUUGGCCACAAGCUGUCUGCAGCUGGUUCUCUGUGCCAUUCAGAUGAUCAACGGGCUCUUUGGCUGCCUGUGUGGAACCUGCGCCAACAAAGGGCCACUGUGAGUUUCAGACAGAUGACUGGCGCCCCUUGCUGGAAGAUGAAGAGUGAGAGCGUUCCUGCUGCAUUUGCCUAAAUAGUCACUUUGAAAUUGUAGAUUUUUAUACUUUGUGUGCAUUUCAUGAUGCUUAAUGCUGCAUUAUAAUAACACAGACAUCCGAAAUGUCUGCACUGCAUUAAGGUAAUAUGAAAAUGGUACAGUAUUAGACAAGAGCUGUGCCAAAUAUAUGGUUAAUUUGAAAUAAAUUGGUUUUAAAUACAAGUUGCUCAUCCAGUUCGGUGUAGUGUCACAUUAUAUUUGGCAUUACACAAUAACAUGAACCUUCACUUUAUUGUACCGGCUUUAAGUUAAAAUAAUUGACCCCAAGAAAUAGCUAGAAAAAUAUAAAAUAAAAUACAGGACAAAGUUAUUCUUCAAUGACACCUUUAAUGUAAGUUGUUUUACUGCAAUGAAUAUCAUUUUCAAAAUACCUACAUUUCUUAAUUAACAUUACAAGGAAUAUGAUUAAAAUGUUUGAAUUUCCAACUACUAUGCACUGGAAAACCCUGCAUGUGGAAUGCAGUGUGCAAAUGGCACAUUUGACAAGGCAGUUGAUAUUUUUCUCAUUGACUAGUACAGAACAAUAAAGGUUACACAAUAAAAAAGGCAAAGUGUAGUGAUUCAAAAGGCAAACGCUG